Engraulis encrasicolus (European anchovy) is the source of this 3000-nucleotide messenger RNA. It is a transcript of the gene slc34a2b, whose product is annotated as solute carrier family 34 member 2b. Gene Ontology annotation, cellular component: apical plasma membrane; vesicle; brush border. The transcript is spliced from 13 exons. The coding region runs from base 67 to 2019 and encodes 650 amino acids. Gene Ontology annotation, molecular function: sodium:phosphate symporter activity. The record is from RefSeq and is a predicted model, not a curated record. Gene Ontology annotation, biological process: intracellular phosphate ion homeostasis; sodium-dependent phosphate transport. NCBI's taxonomy places the organism in Eukaryota, Metazoa, Chordata, Actinopteri, Clupeiformes, Engraulidae.
CACAGGUGGAUACUCUCCUUCCCUCAGGAAAAAAACAGGAAUAUCUCGGCAAGAGUUUAACAGAGCAUGGCUCCUCGGCCUGAGCAUGGCAACGGCACCUCCGAUGGUCCUAUGGACCACGAUGGAGAUGGCGCCAAGACCAAGGAUGGGGUGAUCUUACCUGCCUAUUCCACGGCAGCCUUGGUGGAUGACCAACUGGAGGAAUCGGCUGACGACCCCUGGGACCUUCCCGCUCUGAGGGACACGGGGUUGAAGUGGUCAGAUUUGGAUACCAAGGGGAAAGUAUUGCGUGUGGUGACAUCCAUUGCGAAGCUUUGUGGCUUACUAGGAUUUCUGUAUAUGUUCGUUUGCUCUCUGGAUGUUCUAAGUUCAGCUUUCCAACUUGUUGGAGGUAAGGCGGCUGGGGACAUCUUUCAAGACAAUGUGGUUCUGUCCAAUCCUGUGGCCGGACUGGUGAUCGGAGUCUUAGUGACAGUUCUUGUGCAGAGCUCCAGCACGUCCUCUUCCAUCAUAGUCAGCAUGGUGUCUGCGGGAUUGCUUGAGGUCCGGCGUGCUGUGCCCAUCAUCAUGGGUGCCAACAUUGGCACGUCGGUCACCAACACCAUUGUGGCCAUGAUGCAGGCUGGCGACCGCAACGAGUUCCGCAGGGCCUUUGCGGGCGCCACUGUGCAUGACUUCUUCAACUGGCUGUCGGUGCUGGUCCUGCUGCCUCUGGAGGUGUUCACGGGCGUGUUGUACCUCAUCACGGAGAAGAUCAUCACCAGCUUCAACAUUCAGACCGGAGAGGACGCUCCAGACAUCCUGAAGGUCAUCACCGAACCCCUCACCAAGAACAUCAUCGAGUUGGACAAGUCUGUGAUCAACGCCAUUGCCACCGGUGACCCUUCAGCCAGGAACAGGAGUCUGAUCAAGAUCUGGUGCAAAACAAGGACAGAGAUCAGUCUUGAAAACGUGACAGUGCCAGGACCCGAGAACUGCACCUCUGUUGAUCUGUGCUGGACUGAUGGAAACAUAACAACCACCCUCAAGAAUAUCUCAGAGACGAUAAAUAUAGCAAAAUGCAAGCACAUCUUUGCCAAUGCCAACCUGCCCGACCUGGCGGUGGGCCUGAUCCUGCUGGCCGCGUCCCUGUUCGUCCUGUGCUCCUGCCUCAUUCUCAUUGUCAAGCUGCUCAACUCCAUGCUGAAGGGACAGGUGGCCGUGGUCAUCAAGAAGGUGCUCAACACAGACUUCCCGUACCCCUUUGGGUGGUUGACCGGCUACAUUGCCAUGUUUGUUGGUGCGGGAAUGACCUUCAUCGUCCAGAGCAGCUCGGUCUUCACCUCGGCCAUCACGCCACUUGUGGGGAUCGGUGUCAUAAGCAUUGAGCGGGCUUAUCCACUCACACUGGGCUCUAACAUAGGAACAACAACCACCGCCAUUCUUGCCGCCUUGGCCAGCCCAGCGGAGACAUUGGCAAACUCCUUACAGAUAUCCCUGUGUCACUUCUUCUUCAACAUCUUCGGCAUCCUGCUGUGGUACCCCAUCCCCUUCACGCGCCUGCCCAUCCGACUGGCCAAGGCGCUGGGCAACCGCACGGCCAAGUACCGCUGGUUCGCCGCCGUCUACCUCUUCCUCCUCUUCUUCCUCAUGCCCCUCACCGUGCUGGGCUUGUCCAUAGCUGGCUGGCAGGUGCUGGUGGGCGUGGGCGUACCCAUCGUGACCAUCCUCCUGCUGGCGGCGUUGGUGAACGUCAUGCAGUCGCGCUGCCCGCAGUACCUGCCCGGUGUGCUGCGGACCUGGGACUUCCUACCGCGCCCGCUGCACUCAUUGGCGCCGUGGGACCGGGUCGUGACGUCGGUCAUGGGCUUCUGCGGGACGCGCUGCUGCUGCUGCUGCAAGUGCUGCCGCAAAGGAGAAGGCGAGGAGGACGAGGAGAAGAAGGCUGGCGGGGAGGUGGACAGGAAGAGCCUGGAGAUGUAUGACAAUCCGGCGCUCUCCACAAAGGACGAAGGACCUCCUACCCAGACACAUUUUUAAAGAGCUUCUAUUGGGCUAUUGCUGCUACUGAUGUAUGCUCUCUUGCUCUCUCUCUCGCUCUCUGAUAGGACUAAUAGGAUGAAUUGCCCUAAUGUGGGAUAUUCAUUGCAUUCCGGAGUGUGUUUUGGAAUGCAAUGUACUACAAUGGUUGGCUCAUAAUGCAAGCUGUACCACCAGUGACACACUGUAAUAGUCAUUGAAAGGUUAAUUACCAUAGUAUUACUCUACUAUGACUUAACAGACAGCCUUUAAUAAUGCACUAUGGUAUGGACUCGGUCAUUGCCAUUCUGGUAACAGCAAAUUUAUAACGCCGUGUUUUAACGGGUUAAGAAAACAUGGAAAAUUAGUUUACAGCUGUAGGUGUCUGACAUUAGUCAGUUUACCACAACAGGACAAUUCACCUUACUAUCAGGGGUGAAAAUGCCAAAGAAGUCGGGCAGGAGAUUGUGUUUGGAGAUGCAUCAGAGAGGCAUUUAUUCAUUGUAUUUAUUGCUGUAACAUAUCAAUUUUUAUUUUGUAUUCUACAAUGUACUUUUAGCUGGAUAUUGUGUUUAUUUUGAAUGGUCUUAUUUAUAUUGUCAAUGAUAACUUAGACUUAAUCAUAUUAGUACUGUUGCUGGAUGUUAAAAAUAGGUUUUAACUCUUUUCUUUCAUGAUAAUUGUCUGCACUAAUAUGUUAAGUCUAACCAUGAAUAUCAUAUAUACAUCAGCUUUUAUAUGUUGAUUAAAUAGUGUGUGUGUGUGUGUGCGUGCGUGUGUGCGUGCGUGCGUGCGUGUGUGUGCGCGCGUGUGUGUGUUGUAAUUUUUACAUUUUGUAAGUAGUUUUUGGCAUUAAAGUGUGGAUGUGCGACAGAGAGAACUCAUGCAGGGUAUACAACUUCAUCAUAGGAAUGAAGGAAGCUCAUGUACAUAGAACUGUAAUUAUUGUUUAUACGUAUAGGAACAUGUGCACAUGUAAUUGAUAAAAAUAAAACUGACAAG